Messenger RNA from Nematostella vectensis (starlet sea anemone), 2067 nucleotides. RefSeq lists its product as uncharacterized. Lineage: Eukaryota; Metazoa; Cnidaria; Anthozoa; Actiniaria; Edwardsiidae. The record is from RefSeq and is a predicted model, not a curated record. The coding region runs from base 1 to 2067 and encodes 688 amino acids. The transcript is spliced from 3 exons.
AUGGCCUUAUUUCUGUCUACAAGCACUCUGUUGCUGUUUCUGACAAUCGCCGGAGCGCGGAAUUGGUUAGUUGGGACGGGUUUCUUCGGCGUUCAGAGCAAUUUUUCGUUCGGGAUCAACCUGGUUGGCACCGAAUUUACAUUAUCGCGCUGGAAGUUUGCGAUGUUUGGCUUCUCACGUGCAAAGAGGUGUAGCCGGCCAUGCUUGUAUUACCCCAACACUACCGCUACAUUCCGCGUGCAGCUUGAGGGCGAUCUCGUGUUUCAGCUCAACCCAGGUCCUUUGGGACACGAUGACGGCUCCCUAAAGAAUACUACCAAUAGACAAUGGAGUCACACUACCGGACGAGUUAACACGAGUCGCAUUCCAUUAACUACUCCCUCGCAAACAGCUCAACGGUUUGCAAAGCAGCAGUGCAUCUGGCGGGACACUAACAAUCUAAUCAAAAUAAAUCGCGUUCCUGGUAACAUAAAGCCACAUAAGCAGAUGGUGUUCUGCCACAUCAAUGCUCGGUCGGUCAGGAACAAAACAACCGUGAUCAAUGAUUACAUAUGUGAUCACAGCGUGGAUUUAAUGGCUCUAACGGAACAUUGGUUGUCGCCAAGUGACUUGGCUGUGAAGACGGAGAUGUGCCCGCAAGGUUAUAGUUGCGUCUUACAAUCAAGGCCAAACCGACGUGGUGGCGGUACUGGACUACUGUACCGAGACUCACUUGACGUGUCUACGGUUAAGUCUGGCAUUAGUUCGCGUGAGUCGUUUGAGUUCUCAGAGUUACUUGUGAAGUCAUCCUCCUAUAACCUGCGGGUUAUUGUCAUAUACAGACCACCCUACUCAGAGGCUCAUCGUGUCCCGACAAGCGUCUUCCUCUCGGAGUUCCCUGAAUACUUAGAGAGCCUGUUGUUAUGCAAAGAAAACCUACUUAUAACCGGUGACUUUAAACUACACGUCGACGAGCCAAACGAAAAACGCCCAAAAAUUCUUGGAAACACUAAGAGCCUUGGGUCUAGUGCAACAUGUCUACCUAGACCUGGUCUUCUCGUCAAUACCAUCAACUACCGGAGGCUUAUGUCUAUUGAUUUGGAGCAGCUGAAAGCUGAAAUGCUGCAAUCCCCCCUGUGCACUAAAGACUCGCCAUCAACUGCGAAUGAGCUUGAUAUAUAUGUAAAAGAGUAUAACAACACCCUUGCAAAAUUACUAAACCGACAUGCACCCAAUAAGACACGGACUCGGGUUACUCGCCCAGUGGUGCCCUGGUACAAUGAUGAGAUCGAUCAAGCUAAGCGUGCUCGCAGGAAAGCGGAGAGGAAAUGGAGGAAGUCUAAACUGCCUAGCGACCCCGCUGAUUUCAAAAAGAAAAGAAAUCACGUCACCAAUGCAAUGAACAAAGCGAGAGACGAGUACUACACUCAAUUCGUCGAUGAGAAUAGCUCCGACCAGAGAAAGCUCUUCGAUGCUGCAAGCAAGCUUCUGGAUGCUACUAGUCUGUCCUCACAAGACGUGGAGCUCGUCCCCCCGGACAAGCCAUGGUCAAGCGAAAACAGAACACUCACUCAUUUUAACACCUUGAGUGAAUCUGAUGUGAACGACUUGAUGAGCGGGUCAGCGAAGAAAACGUGCAUUCUUGAUCCUAUGCCGACUUGUCUGGUCUACGACUCUCUCGAAGUUCUACUCCCUGUCAUAACUAACAUGGUAAACUCAUCUCUGUCUACUGGUCAUUUCCCUGCUGACUGGAAGGAAGCCGCUGUAACUCCCUUACUUAAAAAAGGUGCUAAGGACACCGGAAAUAACAAUCUACGUCCAGUCAGUAAUUUGCAGUUUACUUCCAAGAUCACGGAGAUGGCGGUAUUUAAUCAACUUUACGCCCAUGUCACGGAAAAUGUUCUCCUACCUGAGCUACAAUCGGCUUAUAGGAAAUCGUACAGCACGGAGACAGCUCUUUUAAAGAUUGCAAAUGACAUCCUGAUCAACAUGAACAGCCAGCACGUGACCCUUUUGGUGCUGCUAGAUUUGAGCGCGGCAUUUGACACUAUCGAUCACUGCAUACUUCUUCAACGCCUUAACACAUAA